This is a messenger RNA of Caenorhabditis elegans, 983 nucleotides long. RefSeq names its product ShKT domain-containing protein (gene F58F9.6). The record is from RefSeq and is marked reviewed. The transcript has 3 exons. The coding region runs from base 66 to 941 and encodes 291 amino acids. Lineage: Eukaryota; Metazoa; Nematoda; Chromadorea; Rhabditida; Rhabditidae.
AACAUGAUUCCUUGAACUUUAUUAUCCAUAUAAAACCGGAAAAUUGAUGAAAUAGAAAGUUAAAGAUGUCGAAGCUCUUGUGUGUUGUGUUUAUUUGUAUUUCUGUAAGCGUGGCUCUUCCUGAAUGCUCAAAUAGAAUCUGUGAAAACGGAGGAUUGUGGAGUGAAUGGACCACUACGGAGGCAUGUCCAACUGAAUGCGGAUCUUGCUCGAAAAUAUUGUAUACGAGGAAGUGUCUUUCUUCAAGUUUGGCAGAUUGCGAUUGCAAAGGUGAAUCGUCAAGCCUCAAGCUCUGUAACACCCAAACUUGCCUCCCCGCUUCAGCUAGAAGACCAUGUUGUAAACCAUAUACACCAUUAAAAAUUAAAAAAACAAUGCAAUGUGGACCAUUACCAGAGGAAGAUACAGAUACAUCAAAACCUUGUUGUCCGAAAGGAGGAUUAUGGUCAUCUUGGAGUGGAUAUAUAAGAAACUAUGCAAGCAAUGGAUGGGAAAGAACUCGAUCAUGUUUGUCUGGAACAGCAGGUUGCCAAUGUACCGGUUCAACAGUUGAAACUUCAAAUAAGUGCCCUUGUAGAGCAAUGAUUGAUGUAUCUGACAAAGUCAAAAGAAAUUUGAAAACAUUCCCACUUUCUGUUGACUACGAUGGCAAUUCCUGCACUGCACGUCAAAACUUAGAGUAUUUCAAUAAUGUUCCCACACAGAUUGUUCCAUGCAACGCCUGGAAGAAUUAUUUGUACACAGCUGCUAUCAGAUAUGUCACUCCAAAUGAUAAGAUUGUGGAACAGCGAGUCGCAAAUUGUUUGGCAUUGGGACAGAAACAAGUAUCAUUAUUCUGCGACUUGAACUCAGGCUACUGGAGAUUGGUUUCAAAUAACGAUGAAGUUGUUGGGUUCAACUUAAUCAACUUAAUUUUGUCAUGGGGUAGUUAUGUUUUGUGAGAAUACAAUUUUUGAAUCAAGUAAUGAAUAUAUUAACGAAUA